Messenger RNA from Ruditapes philippinarum (Manila clam), 2214 nucleotides. Its product is annotated as zinc finger protein 98-like. The coding region runs from base 618 to 1655 and encodes 345 amino acids. The transcript has 3 exons. The record is from RefSeq and is a predicted model, not a curated record. Lineage: Eukaryota; Metazoa; Mollusca; Bivalvia; Venerida; Veneridae.
CACCAUUUGUAACGAUUUGGGAGAAGAAGAGUUUUUAGUCUUAAAUAUUGGCAAAGAGAUGAUCAGAAGUCAGAGUUUACUAGCAAACAGAAAUUGUACUUCCGAUUUAGCCACAAUGAGUGACAACCAUGUGGCACUAGUAGAAAAGCAACAACAAGAACACUGUUGAGCAGAGGUUCAGAUACAAAUAUGUGUGUGUGAAGAAAUCUGAUGUGAUUUGCAGAAGCAUGUGCGAAACCACUCUUGAUAGAAAACUAUUGCUUUGGAACAUGUGAUCAUUUAUUUUCCUUAUUUGAAUUUUCUUAGUGAGCUGAAACAUCAUUUUUACAAACCAGUGAGUUACAGUUUUAUUAGUGAAUAUUCCUGUAUUGGAAAAUGGGAACUCACAGUUAAGAGGAAAUUAUUUAUCAAUCAUUGUAGAAAAUUAGUAACCUCAAAAUACACUUGUCAAUACAGUGUGUCAGUGUGUUCUAAAUCAUUCCCUUGUAGAUUCAAUCUUCAAGUAUAUAUAACAAUGUUGACUACUGAGGAAAAUUUCAGAUGCUUACUUGCGGAUAACAGUAGUCUGAAAAUACAUAUGACAAUCGCAAACUAGUUGUCUUAAAACACAUAGAACAAUGCACACUGAUGAUAAGAAUCAUGAAUGUGAAUAUUCAACUUGGCACAAAGGUAGUCUUGAAACGCACAUGCAAAUACAUACUGGUGAGAAGAAUUAUAAAUGUGAACUUUGUCACAGUUCAUUUUCUCAAAGUGGGGAUCUUAAAAGACAUAUGACAAUACACACUGGUGAGAAGAAUCAUAAAUGUGAAAUAUGUCAUCGUUCAUUUUCUCGCAGUAGUAAUCUUAAAAGACAUAUGAAAAUACACACUGGUGAGAGAAAUUAUCAAUGUGCAAUAUGCCACCGUUCAUUUAUUGAAAAUAGUGAUCUUAAAAUACAUAUGCCAAUUCACACCGGUGAGAAGAAUAAUAAAUGUGCAAUAUGCCACCGUUCAUUUUCUCACAGUGGUAGUCUUAAAAGACACAUGGCAAUACACACUGGUGAGAAGAAUCAUGGAUGUGAAAUAUGUCAUCGUUUAUUUUCUGAAUUUAGUAAUCUUAAAAGACAUAUGAAAAUACACACUGGUGAGAAGAAUCAUAAAUGUCAAGAAUGUCAUAGUUCAUUUUCUCAAAGUGGGGAUCUUAAAAGACAUAUGGCAAUACACACUGGCGAGAAGAAUCAUAAAUGUGAAAUAUGCCAGCGUUCAUUUAAUCAUAGCAGUAAUCUUAAGCAACAUAUGACAAUACACACUGGCGAGAAAAAUCAUAAAUGUGAAAUAUGCCAGCGUUCAUUUAAUCAUAGCGGUAAUCUUAAACAACAUAUAACAAUACACACUGGUGAGAAGAAUCAUAUAUGUGAAAUAUGUCAUCAUUCAUUUUAUCAGAGGAGUGCUCUUAUCAGACAUAUGACAAAACACACUGGCGAGAAGAAUCAUAAAUGUGAAAUAUGCCAGCGUUCAUUUAAUCAUAGCGGUAAUCUUAAACAACAUAUAACAAUACACACUGGUGAGAAGAAUCAUAUAUGUGAAAUAUGUCAUCGUUCAUUUUAUCAGAGGAGUGCUCUUAUCAGACACAUGACAAAACACACCUGCAAGGAGAGUAAUGAAUUUGUCCUUUAGAGAUCGUUGCAGCCAAAAUAGGCAUAUGAAUAUCCAUACUAACAAAAUUACAUACAAAUGCAAAUAUUGCAAUUAUGAGUUCUGUAACUGGUGUGAUAAGCAAAAACAUACGAGAACAUAGUGAGAAAUUUUAUAAAUGUGAUAAAUCAUUUUUAAUGGAAAAAGGUCUUAAAUCACAUGUUGACAUCAUGCACACUUGAUUGAAUAAAAGUGCAUGCGAACUGUUCAAUCAUACAUAUCGUCUAUUAAUUUUGGUACACUGCUGAGACCGGAAGACAUACAUGUAAUGACACAGCAAAAAAAUAUCUUUUUAAAAUAAACUUAUUCAAAGUUUGUCAUUUAUUAUCUUAAGCUGUCUCCAGAACUUUGGAGGAAUUGCAUUUAUGUUCAUUAUAAUUAGAUGUGUUUAUAAAAAAAAAAUAUAUUGUUUUGUUUAACCUUUUUGCUUAUUUCACUAUAUAUCUAUAUUGUCUGCUUUAUUUUUUUAAACUAUUUGAUGAUUACUUUGUAGAUGGACUAUGUAUUAAAAUCAAAUAAAAUACGUUCUGUUCUUUAAAUU